AAUUGUUGUGUGGAAAACGCAUUUAGUUUUCUAGUACAAAAGUGCAAAGGUGACACAUUGACGUGAGAAGAAACGUAGAGUGUAAAAAUGGCAAAAUGACAGAAAAUCAUGAUGCCAGCAAAGGUAAAGUGAGCUGAUUCAAGUGGACAACAUGGCUGACCACAGGCUUGACCGCAGGUUUAGGCCGGCUUCCAUUUCACCGGUCAAACAUUCCAUGAGUGGUCGGUCGUUGAUUUCUCCCGCAGACAGCGAUCAGGAACAGAAUGAUCUGGAAGUGGCAGCAGUUCUUGCCAAAGAACCACGCCCUGAUGUGAAAUAUGCAUCGCAAUCCAAAAGCCAAGGAGCUGGGAGUAUGUGUAAAUCAGUACUGUCGCCUAUGAGGCCAUCGACGGUGAUGACAAAUUUACAGCGAGGAAAUGUUCAAACAACAACACCAUCUCUGAUCUCGCACAAAAGCAUUCACCAGAUGGCUGCCCAAGGGGAGUUAAUUGUCCUGAGGCAAGAAAUAGAAGGGGGCGCUGAUGUGAAUCAAGCCGAUGAUUCUGGAUUCACAGCAUUAUUAUGGGCAUGUGCCUAUGGGCAGACAAUAACAAUGGAGUACUUAUUGGAGAAAGGGGCAAACAUACAACAUUUUGGCAACCAUGGUGAAAACUCUCUGCUGCUUGCCAGUUGCCAUGGUUACACAGACAUCGUUAGUCAGCUGGUGUCUCUUGGAAUGUCUGUGAAUUACACCGAUGAGAGUGGUAGUACAGCUCUGAUGUAUGCAGCCUACAACAACCACACUGGUUGCGUGCGAGUCCUGCUGGAGUAUGGGGCAGAUAUUACGAUAGAGAAUGAGGAGGGGCUAAGUGCCAUGGACCUGGCAGUAGGCCAGUCCCACAAAGCAGUUCAACAAGUGAUCGAGACACACAUGCUUUCACUGUUUGGUGGAAUGCCCUGAGGAGUUACCUAGGAGAGAUGGUGAUGUCCUGCCAUACCAGAUGAUCCCUCCAGAGCCACUGCACGUUUUUGGUCCACUUAGUGACCAUCAAGCGUGUUGUGCCGAGGAUAUUCCUCUCGAGAUUUCCCCUCUGGAGGUUAGGGAUAGCCAGCUUUCCAUCCAUGUGGAAAAAUUAGUGCUGUAUUUGGACUCAAGAGUUUUCAGCACUUUAAACAUGGGAGAGAGUGGAAAGAAUUGGCAUUCCCCUUGAACAAAA
Molecule: messenger RNA, 1196 nt
Organism: Liolophura sinensis
Lineage: Eukaryota; Metazoa; Mollusca; Polyplacophora; Chitonida; Chitonidae
Product: ankyrin repeat family A protein 2-like
Exons: 8
Coding region: 152-940 (262 amino acids)
Biological process (GO): regulation of apoptotic process
Cellular component (GO): nucleus
Molecular function (GO): protein binding
Source: RefSeq, a predicted model, not a curated record